Lingula anatina is the source of this 1477-nucleotide messenger RNA. RefSeq names its product D-aspartate oxidase. The record is from RefSeq and is a predicted model, not a curated record. NCBI's taxonomy places the organism in Eukaryota, Metazoa, Brachiopoda, Lingulata, Lingulida, Lingulidae. Gene Ontology annotation, biological process: D-amino acid catabolic process. Gene Ontology annotation, cellular component: cytoplasm. Gene Ontology annotation, molecular function: D-amino-acid oxidase activity; FAD binding.
AAAAUGAAUGUCUUGAUAGCAGGGAACAAUGAAUAUAAAUGCAAAAUGCUCCCAAACAUGACCUCCGCCGUAUUGCCUCGCUUCGGAAAACAUUAUCGGAAGACUUGGACCGACACACCGAUCUCCUUGUCAAAGACAUUCCCACACAGGAAUGGUGUUCUAAAGACGUUUCCCGAGGUUUUAAGCUAUAGGAUGGAAAAGAAAAUCAAUGUAGCUGUCAUCGGAGGGGGCGUGGUUGGACUGUCUACGGCACUAUGCAUUGCAGAAAGUGUUCCAUCCAGUGUUGGAGUUACACUGAUAUCUGAGAAGUUUUCCCCAGAGACUACUAGUGAUGGAUCUGGAGGGUUUUGGGAACCACAUGUUUUGGGAAACACACCACUCCACUUGCAAAGGCAAUGGUCAGAUAGCACCUUUUACCAUUUGUUAGAUUUACUCAGAGGUGAGAGCGCUGGGGAGAUUGGAGUUGGCUUGUUGUCUGGAUUCUUUUGGAUGGAUGAUUAUAGAGAGGAUCCAUAUUGGUCAAAGACUGUGUUUGGAUUUAGGCAUCUAAGCCCACAGGAGCUUUCUUUCUACCCCAAAGCAAAACAUGGUUGGUUUUACACCACUAUCAAGGUUGAAACAAGUAUGUACUUAAGAUGGCUUUUGAAAAGGUUUGAAAGCAGGAAUGGUAAAGUAUUGAAGAAGAAAAUCAAAACCUUGGAAGAGCUUGCAUAUGAUUUUGAUGUGGCUGUCAUCUGUACUGGUCUUGGUGCAAGAGAGCUAGUGGGAGAUGCAGAUGUUGUACCUGUUAGAGGACAGUUGAUUAAGGCCCAUGCACCCUGGUUAAAGCAUUUUGUAGUGCAUUGUACUAAAACUUCUUUCAAUUAUAUGCUUCCAGGACUAAAUGAAGUAAAACUUGGUGGAACACAUCAGACUGGAGACUGGAAUACAGACGUAGAUUUACAGGAUGGCAAAUUCAUCUUUAAGAGCUGUUGUGAAUUAAACCCCAGUUUGAAGCAUGCUGAAAUCAAAGGACAGUGGGCUGGACUGAGACCUUCUAGGUCGGCUGGUAUUCGGCUGGAGAAAGAAGAAAAGGUUUUUGAUGGAAAACUGCUGAAGAUUGUUUACAACUACGGUCAUGGAGGUGGUGGUAUCACAACUCACUGGGGAUGUGCAAAAGAAGCAGCAAAAUUAGUGGCCAACUCAAUAGGUGGCACUAGUGUGGUGUCCAAACUUUAAACAAAUGAAAAGGACAUAAAUUAUAAAGAAGCUUACUCUAUAAACACAUGUAGUAUUAUUUACACAAAGAAUUACAAUAACGGGGAUAAUAAAAUUGUAGAAGGUACAGUUUUUAUCAAGGGAAAAUGAGUAUAAAUGUUUAUUUAUUCAGUUAUGUUUUUAGACAUUUGACAUUGACAUAAAUUUUGAGAUUGUGCACCAAGAGCUUUGUCCACAGCUCCUCAGUUGAAAACAGCAUCUUAUACAAGCAUACACUGUU